This is a messenger RNA of Gossypium raimondii (Peruvian cotton), 1756 nucleotides long. Its product is annotated as RING-H2 finger protein ATL3. The transcript has a single exon. The record is from RefSeq and is a predicted model, not a curated record. Lineage: Eukaryota; Viridiplantae; Streptophyta; Magnoliopsida; Malvales; Malvaceae. The coding region runs from base 603 to 1466 and encodes 287 amino acids.
GAUUACAAGUGUCCCAUACACAGCUUAUCAUGUUAAAGGGCUAUUAAUAAAAGAGUCAUAAAGUUGGACACCAAGAAUCAUCAUCUUCUUCACUUCAGCUCAACCUCCUACUUUUUUGAUCUCUUUCAAAGCAAAAUACCUAAAAAGAAUCUAUAUUUUUCCUUUGAUUCUUUCAAGAUUUUGAGGUCCCCAAAAUAGUCAUUUUCUUUUAGGGAUCCUUCUUUGAAUUCUCUUGCAAGCUUUUAUAUACAUUAUCUUGCUCCCUUUAAAACCCACCUCUUAAAAUUUGUCUUCAUUGCUUAAACAACAUCUUGGUUUUCAGAAUUUAUUCCCAUUUCUCAUCUGGGGUUUCCCUCAUUUCCUUCCAUUUCUGUUUAUUUCUUUGAUUAAUUUCUUUUGGUGUUGAAUUUUAGUUGAUUUAGGAGGAAAAAAUUAGAGCUUUUCCCAUUUGGGUAUCCCUCAUUUGCUUAAGAAAAAAAAACUCCCAGUUGAGUUCUGCAGUUUUAGACCGUUUCUCAUUAAGCUAGUUGUCAUUUAUUUACCCAUAAAAAUUAUAAAAAUCUAAUUUUUGCAAAAUUUCUUUUCUUUUUUUUUUCAAAGCUAUGGAUAAGCCUGGGUUCUAUGAAUCAACAGCAGUGGCGAUAACAGGGAAGAUCAUGGCCAUUGGCAUAAUAGUUCUCUUCUUAGUGGUGAUUUUUGUGCUUGGUCUUCAUCUUUAUGCUAAAUGGUUUUGGUGGCGCAAUGAAGAACCAACUUCCCAUCCUUCACGCCGUAGCAGCAGACGCCGUUUCGUCUUUGCUCCAGGGCAAGACACUACUCAUCCUCAACGUACAAGUAAAGGUCUUGAUUCAACAAUUAUCGGUUCCCUCCCUGCGUUAAUUUUCCGUCAAGACGAGUUUAAAGAAGGCCUUGAAUGUGCGGUUUGUUUAUGUGAGGUUAUAGAAGGAGAGAAAGCUAGGCUGCUUCCUAAAUGUAACCAUGGUUUCCACGUUGAUUGUAUUGAUAUGUGGUUUCAAUCACACUCGACUUGUCCUCUUUGUAGAAACCCCAUUGUUAUUGGGGGUGAGUUUGAGAAUCCAAGUCAUCUUGUUGAUGAAACCAAUGUUCAAGCUCAUGUUCAGUCUCCAAAUGAUGGUUCAGGUUCUGGGUAUUCAACAGAUUCUCCUAGUUUCCCUACGAAUGUGUUGUUUUGGGGUAAUGACACGCAGGUUAGUAGCGGUAGUUCUUGUUUGGAUGAGGGUUCUUCAGCAUCAUCCGCUUCUAUUGGUUCCUCUGCCAUGGCAUCUACCAGUAGUAGGCAAGAAGGGAUGUUGGUGAUAGAUGUUCCAAUGAAUGGAAAUGAGAAUCCACCAGAGGAAGAAUCAAAGUCUGCAAUGCCUACAAGAUUAAGGUCUUUGAAGAGACUUUUAAGCAGGGAAAGAAGGGUAGCUCCUAAUAGUUCAGGGAGUUGUUCAGUUGAUGCUUGAAGUUUACCAAAUAGAUUGUUUUAAGUAUUUGGAACUGAUUUUCUUGAGCAUGAAAAUGGUUUGAGAUAAGCAAAUUGCACCCUUAUCAUCCUUGAAAACUGUGGGAUUCUAUUGGGAAACAACAGUUUUACUAAUGAUAUAAGCUGCUGAAAUAGACAAAUGUUUGGAAUGGUGAUAUGUCUGUCUUUGAAGAGGGGAAAGAAUCUAUCUUAAUUCUUCACCUGCAAAAUGUGUAUAACAAUGGCUUCUUUGGAUUCUUGUAGUGUAAAGCUAUUAAUCCAAUUCCGCAA